AUGGCGGAAAGACUCUCGCUUCUCGCCCUGCUGUCUUUGGUCGUGACCACCACCACUGUCGUCGACGCCUACGCUCAACCGAAGCUGUGCACUGACGCCUGCACGAACGCCCACGACCCGUCCAUCAUCCGCCGCGACGAUGGAACGUACUUCCGCUUCUCCACCGGCGGCAGGAUCGCCAUCCACACUGCGCCUGCUCUAACGGGGCCCUGGACGUACAAGGGGGCCGCUGUUCCUGCCGGCUCGAUCAUCAAUCUCAACGGGAAAGAUGACCUCUGGGCUCCUGAUGUACACAAGGCCGGCAACUUCUACUACCUCUACUACUCAGUGAGCAGCUUCGGCACGCAGGAUUCCGCGAUCGGUGUAGCCCGCUCGAGUUCGCUGGACGGUCCGUGGGAAGACAGCGGAUCUACCGGUAUCACGAGCGACGCGAGCAAGCCCUACAACGCUAUCGACCCGAACCUGGUUGAGGCAGACGGAGGCUACUACCUGACCUUCGGCAGCUACUGGCAAGGCAUCCACCAGUCUCACAUGCGCGACCCGCCGAUUCUAUCUAGCUCUGACCCCGCUCAGAUCGGCUUCACGUCCAACUUCGAGGUGCUCGAAGGCCCUUACAUCUUCAAGCACGGCGAGUUCUACUACCUCUUCAUGUCCAAGGGCAAGUGCUGCACCUACGACAAGACCAUGCCGGCUAAAGGAAAGGAGUACCGCAUUCUCGCGUGUCGCUCGUCCAAGGCCACGGGCGGCUUCGUGGACAAGGACGGCGUGGACUGCACCAAGGACGGAGGCACCGUUGUGCUCGAAUCGCACGACGACGUCUUUGGCCCCGGCGGCCAGGGCGUCUACGACGACCCGGCUCAUGGUCCAGUUCUGUACUACCACUACGUCAACACGACUAUUGGAUAUGCGGACGGUGACAAGCGCUUCGGUUGGAACAAGAUCGACUUCUCCAGCGGGUGGCCGGUUGUAUAGGCUCGCUCUAAGCAGCUAGCUACCAACUCUCGCGCUGAAACGCGAGUUCGCCUCGUAC
Messenger RNA from Phytophthora sojae, 1030 nucleotides. RefSeq lists its product as hypothetical. Gene Ontology annotation, molecular function: arabinan endo-1,5-alpha-L-arabinosidase activity. Gene Ontology annotation, biological process: carbohydrate metabolic process. NCBI's taxonomy places the organism in Eukaryota, Oomycota, Peronosporomycetes, Peronosporales, Peronosporaceae. The transcript has 3 exons. The coding region runs from base 1 to 972 and encodes 323 amino acids. The record is from RefSeq and is a predicted model, not a curated record.